CUCCCAGUGAGCAGGGAUCACCGGAUCACCGGCACUUGUCCGCCUUUGCCCAGCGAGCAGCCAGCAGCGAGCACCGGCCCCUGCCCGCCACCUCGCCCGACGAUGCCCGCGCUCCCCGCCGCCCGCACCUGGCCGCUCCUCCUGCUGUUGGCCGCCCAGCUCGGCACCGCCGUGGCCGCUCCCCAGCCGUGGCACUGCGCACCCUGCUCCGCCGAGAGGCUCGCGCUCUGCCCGCCCCUGCCCGCCUCCUGCCCCGAGCCCACCCGGCCCGCCGGCUGCGGCUGCUGCCCGGUGUGCGCCCUGCCUCUGGGCGCCGCCUGCGGGGUGGCCACGGCACGCUGCGCCGGCGGACUCAGCUGCCGCGCUCUGCCCGGGGAGCCGCGGCCCCUGUACGCCCUCACCCGUGGCCAGGGCGCCUGCAUGCCCGCAUCUGACGCCGCCCCGCUCAGCACAGAGGCCACAGACGCCGAGGGCCCCGCGGCCCCGGAGACCACGUCGCAGGAGCAGCUGCUGGGCACUUCGCACCGGGCGGCGCCCUCUGGCGGGGACCCGCCCGUGCCCGGGAGGACCCCCAGUGAGCAGGUGAGCGAGAGGGCGCCCAGGGGCGCCGACCUCCAGCAGUGGAGGGGCCCGUGCCGGCAGGAGCUGCACAGCGUGCUGGAGAGGCUGGCCCGCGAGCGGCAGGAGGCCAGAGGCGGGCCCUACAAGUUUUACCUGCCCAACUGCAACAGGGACGGGUUCUAUCACAGCAAACAGUGCCAGACGUCCCUCGACGGGGAGGCGGGGCUCUGCUGGUGCGUGGACCCCCAGAGCGGCAGGAGGAUCCCGGGGUCCCUGGAGGUCAGAGGGGACCCCGGCUGCCAGCAGCAUUUCCACUGAGAGCAGAAGCAGCUCAGCCUCAUCCUCCACGAGAUACUUCAGCGCACAACCUAUUUAUACUCCAGGAGACACCCACUCGCCCACGUGUUUGUAUAUAUAGGAGCCACGUUCAUACUCCACGUACCGCCUGGCCUUCAAAGCUGUGGCUUAUUUAUUCUCUGUAAGUUUAUUUUUCUACACAGGAACUUGUGCUGUAUUAAUUUAUAUUCAUGAGACACUUCUCGCCACGUCGUGUGUAAAUAGUUGUAUUUUAGCUCCUUGAAGGUCGUGCUUCUGUUUGUAGCGAACUGGGGAAACUCUUGCUGAGAAAGUGCUGAGUCAGAUGGG
This is a messenger RNA of Phyllostomus discolor (pale spear-nosed bat), 1206 nucleotides long. It is a transcript of the gene IGFBP1, whose product is annotated as insulin like growth factor binding protein 1. Gene Ontology annotation, biological process: regulation of insulin-like growth factor receptor signaling pathway. Bases 103 to 879 code for a protein of 258 amino acids. Lineage: Eukaryota; Metazoa; Chordata; Mammalia; Chiroptera; Phyllostomidae. Gene Ontology annotation, cellular component: extracellular region. The record is from RefSeq and is a predicted model, not a curated record. Gene Ontology annotation, molecular function: insulin-like growth factor I binding; insulin-like growth factor II binding. The transcript is spliced from 4 exons.